Messenger RNA from Papaver somniferum (opium poppy), 1179 nucleotides. Its product is annotated as calcium-dependent protein kinase 14-like. The transcript has 3 exons. Gene Ontology annotation, cellular component: nucleus; cytoplasm. The record is from RefSeq and is a predicted model, not a curated record. The coding region runs from base 1 to 1179 and encodes 392 amino acids. Lineage: Eukaryota; Viridiplantae; Streptophyta; Magnoliopsida; Ranunculales; Papaveraceae. Gene Ontology annotation, molecular function: ATP binding; calmodulin binding; calcium/calmodulin-dependent protein kinase activity. Gene Ontology annotation, biological process: protein autophosphorylation; intracellular signal transduction; peptidyl-serine phosphorylation.
AUGACACAAGCUGAAGUAGAAGUGGAGAAAGAAGCUUUGAUUUCUGAUGCAAAUCCUGAGAAUGUUGAGCUACUGAAUCAUUUAAUAACUGCUAGAGGAAAACAAGAAUUAGUAUCUCAACAAUUUAAUGAACUUAUGAGAUCAAAGGCAAUAAUAAAGUGGGUAAAAGAGGGUGGAUCAAAUACUUCUUUCUUUCAUACUUCUAUGAAGAUUAGAAAAGAACAUAAUAAUAUAACUGAGCUGGAGGAUGAGAAUGGCAAUCUGGUAAUAACAGAGGAAGACAAUACUUUUCUAGAUGCAAUUCCUUCUGCUACUAAAAUCAAAGAAGUUGUUUUUGGGAUAGAUGCAAGUAGCUCUCCAGGCCUUGAUGGGUUUCCUGGGAGUUUUUAUAGAUUUGGAUGGAGUAUUAUUGGACAAGAUUUAAUCAAUGCACUGCAAUACUGUUGGAGAUGCAGGUUUAUCCCAAGAGCGUGCAAGUGCAUUGAUAAAACAAGUUCUGAAUAUGUGGCUGAUUCCGUCAAGCUUGAGAUUGAGACCAUGAAUUCGUUAAAAACGUUUCCGAAAGUUGUGGGUUUAAAAAAAGUUUAUGAAGAUGAAAAGCAUGUUUGUAUAGUAAUGGAGUAUUGUCGUGGUGGUGAUCUUCAUACACGAGUAAACAAGCAGAGGUUCACAGAGAGCAACACUAAGAUUCUUUUCAAGAAACUAAUGAAAGUUAUCAUGCUUUGUCACGAUUCAGGAAUUGUACAUAGAGAUAUUAAACCAGAAAAUAUUUUCUUGACCACAAAAGAUGAAUGUCCAGAUAUUAAAUUGGAGGAUUUCGGAUUUGCGACAUAUAUUCGACCGGGAGAAGAGCUUCACGAUACGUCUGGGACCAGAUAUUACAUGGCUCCUGAGAUAAUAGUCAAAAGGAAACCCUCCUACAACCAGGCAGUGGAUGUGUGGAGUGCGGGUGUUGUUCUCUAUGUACUUCUUAGCGGGACUCUACCAUUUGUGGGUGAGAACAAUAUGGCGACCCUAAAGUUGGUCAGGGAUAGUGAAUUACAGUUCAAUCCUCCUCAUCUCUGGGACAAUAUAUCUCCGUCAGCUAAAGAUCUGGUCACUCGAAUUCUCUGCAAAGAUCCUGCAAAGCGGCUAACUGCAGCUCAGGUAUUGAAUCAUUCUUGGAUGAAGACAAAGUAG